CACGCAGCUUGUGGAAGUCGUUGCUGCAACGUUGACUUUUUCAUCUCCCGGUGAUUUAGAAGAGACGUCCUGCUUCAGUCUUUGAAACUCUGUGCUAAGAAGAUGAAGGGGGUCAGCCUCUGUCUCCUUCUCUGCCUGCUCAGCUUAUGUCUUCAUGCAAGUGAGAACAUCUUGAGGUCUCUCCCAGGUAGAAAUGUGAAAAUUCCUUGUCCAAGAGGUGACUCUUUUCCUGGGAUGAAGUGGUACAGGCAGCUCACCAAGCAGCCCCCGGUGCACAUCUCGAUUCCAGUGUACUCCCAUUACUCGGUGUACUCACAGGAGUCCAGUCACUAUGAGUUGGGAGAAAACCAAACCUUGCAGGUCAACAAUGUGGACUCCAGGGAUGAAGGCACAUACUACUGUGGGCACCUGGAAAAUGAAGUGAUCAUCUUCUGUAAAGGAGUCAGGCUUAUCAUUGGCGAGAUUCAGGAAAUUCCAGAGACCACAAGUUCUGACAAUUCUCAUUAUUGGCUGUUCAUAGUGCUGGGAGUUCUGCUGCUGGCCGUCACGUGUGUCGCUGUGUGUGCCGUGUACAAGCUGAGAUUUUCAGGAAAACGAUCAUCAAACAACGACCAGAAACAAACUUCAACUUCUGUGGUCUCAACUGUCAAUGGAGUACCGGAAGGUGAUUACCAGGAACUCGCUUACAAUCACCAGUCCAUCUACCACGUAUGUGACAAUCGGGCCGAAGUGCAGAUGCCAAAGAGAUAAACAACGAAUGAAGAGACAGCCAUCUUGGAUUGUGGCUGGGCUUGAAGAGGGGGCCGUGACUCUCCUACACUCCCUCUUUGUUGGUCCUUCGACAGUCACUUCUGUCCACUGAGACAUGUCCAGUCUGUGAGCACUGUGAACAGUCACCAAUAUGUCCUCUUUUGUCCCUCACUAGUGCCACCUCCCCUUUACUAUUCCAUUUGCAAAGAUCCUUUCCAUUCCCUCCCACGUUGAUUCAUUUUCUGUCCAUUUUAUUGAGUUCACCAGCCUGUGUUUGUGUGAUGCUGGACUGUAAUUGUUGUGUGUGCCGUUAAUGGCGCCAUAUAAAAUAAAGUCAGAGAGAUAUA
Polypterus senegalus (gray bichir) is the source of this 1097-nucleotide messenger RNA. RefSeq lists its product as uncharacterized. Gene Ontology annotation, biological process: response to bacterium. The record is from RefSeq and is a predicted model, not a curated record. NCBI's taxonomy places the organism in Eukaryota, Metazoa, Chordata, Cladistia, Polypteriformes, Polypteridae. Bases 103 to 750 code for a protein of 215 amino acids. The transcript has 5 exons.